AUGGAAGAAGAGAACCGCGUGUUUAUAAUAGUGGAUUUUCAUCACCCAAACUCUUUUGCCUGCAGCAUUUGUGACAUCUACACCAAUUUCGCUCUUUCGAUCGCCCUCUACCUAUUGAUUGAGGGAGAUAGUGCACCCCUUUACCGGGGUCUCAUUGAAUCGGGUCUGGGCCUAGACUGGACUCCCCCAAUCCACGGUAUGGAUCGUGGUAUCCGGACCACCUGCUUCCACGUUGGCUUACAGGGCGUUCAACCCGGCGCAGAUAUUGAACGCGUGGAGGCUGAGGUGAUGGAAAUACUUGCGCAGACAGUGAAAACGGGCUUUCCUAAGGAACGAGUGGAGGCAGUGCUACAUCGACAAGAGAUUGCGCUCCGAGAGGACAAUGCAAGGUUUGGUUUACAAGUGAUUCUAGGCCUGGCAGGAAUUGUCAAUCACGGUGGUGAUGUACAGACAGCUCUUUCGAUUCAAAAAAUGGUCGAUCGGUUUAAGUUAGAGCUGGCAGCAGACCCAGAGAUGCUGCAGAAAUUAAUUAAGAGGUACCUAUUGCAAAAUCCACAUCGUCUAUGUGUGAGUAUGCUUCCUGAUGCUGAGUUUGAAGCAAAGCAGAAAGUGAAGGAGGCUCAGAGACUUGAAAAAGUCAUUUGUGGAAUGUCUGUGGAGAAAAAAGAAAAGGCACUUAAAGAUGGUUAG
This is a messenger RNA of Hydatigera taeniaeformis, 690 nucleotides long. Lineage: Eukaryota; Metazoa; Platyhelminthes; Cestoda; Cyclophyllidea; Taeniidae. The record is from the annotation of a GenBank genome assembly.